AUGCCUGCGUACUCGACAUUUACUGAUGGAAUCGGCCCGGGACAUAGUGCCGACAACAUGGCGAGGAUACGACACAGGGGCUUGAAGCCCGGCGGAGGUCAGGCCUCAAUGAUGAGCAGCGUCAUAAACCUGCUGAACACGAUUGUCGGAGCUGGGACCCUCGCCAUGCCUUCGGCCCUUUCACACAUGGGCAUCACGCUCGGUACCGCCGUCAUAAUCUGGUCCGGUUUGGCCUCUGCCCUCGGACUAUACCUUCAGUCCCGGUGUGCGCGCUACAUCGACCGCGGCCACUCUUCCUUCUUUGCGCUCUCACAACUGACGUACCCGAACGCGGCCGUCUUCUUCGAUGCCGCCAUUGCGAUCAAAUGUUUCGGCGUCGGCGUCUCAUAUCUUAUCAUCAUUGGUGAUUUGAUGCCCGGCGUGGCGCGGGGUCUUGUUUCGGAUGCUGGCUAUGGCGACGGGGCCGAUGUGCUUCCGCCGUACAUGCUGGAUCGGAAUUUCUGGAUCACUGCCUUCAUGCUGGUCAUCAUCCCCUUGGGAUUCUUGAGGAGACUGGAUUCACUCAAAUACACGAGCAUCAUUGCGCUUGUGUCUAUUGGAUACCUCAUCAUCCUCGUCGUUUAUCACUUUGCUGCCGAGUCGCAUCCGAACCGGGGUGAAGUUCACUACGUUACCUGGGAGGGGCCGGUUGCUGUGCUUGGGGCUUUCCCUGUGGUGGUGUUUGCGUAUACAUGCCAUCAAAACAUGUUUUCUAUACUGAACGAGAUCAAGGAUGGCUCUCCCGGCAGUGUAGUUGGAGUCAUUGGCACCAGCAUCGGAUCGGCAGCUAGUAUCUACAUCCUCGUGGCGAUUACCGGCUAUCUGACCUUUGGCAACCAGGUUGUUGGGAAUAUCAUUUCGAUGUAUCCCGCAAGCAUCGCCUCGACCAUUGGAAAGGCCGCCAUUGUUAUUUUGGUCAUGUUCAGCGUCCCGCUCCAAAUCCACCCCUGUCGCGCAUCGCUCGACGCGGUGCUCAAGUGGCGCCCUAACCGCAACAGCAACCCUGGCGGCGCACUCCCCGACUCGGCGCUCAUCCCGACGGCUUCGUCCACCGACUCGCACGGCUCCCCAACGACGCCAAUGUCGGAUCUCCGCUUCGCAGUCCUGUCGACAAUCAUCAUUGUCUGCAGCUACGCCACGGCCCUUACGGUCUCCAGCCUGGACAGGGUGCUUGCGUACGUCGGCUCGACAGGCUCAACGGCCAUCUCAUUUAUUCUUCCUGGACUGUUCUACUACAAGAUCAGUGAUCCGGAUAGCAUUCAUCACCAGCGCUUGACCAAGGACGAAGACGAUGCCGACGACGACGACGAUGUAGAUGCGUCCACUGAUGAGGAGAACGGUAACCUGGACCCGGCCGGUGCUGGGCUGCUCGAGAGUGUCGUCAGCAUUCGGUCCGGCAUGAGCGCCGCAUCCCGACCGCGCGGGACCAAGUGGCGGCGCAGGCUGCGCUGGGACCUCGAGCACCUCGAGCACGGCCUGCUGCGCAAGCUGGCGCUGGGCCUGGCCAUCUACGGCAUGUGCGUGAUGACCGUCUGCUUGAUCAUGAAUACAUUUUUUGUCCAGACGAAGGAGUGA
Molecule: messenger RNA, 1614 nt
Organism: Pyricularia pennisetigena
Lineage: Eukaryota; Fungi; Ascomycota; Sordariomycetes; Magnaporthales; Pyriculariaceae
Exons: 5
Coding region: 1-1614 (537 amino acids)
Biological process (GO): amino acid transmembrane transport
Cellular component (GO): fungal-type vacuole membrane
Molecular function (GO): L-arginine transmembrane transporter activity; L-lysine transmembrane transporter activity; L-histidine transmembrane transporter activity
Source: RefSeq, a predicted model, not a curated record